AUGGACUGGUUCUAUAUAACAGCCUUUAUUUCUUUGCUGGCAAACCCCUUAUGGGCUGCACAAAAUUUUAAGGUGGUUUGCUUUUUUGAUUCGGCAAAUACCCUCAACCUGACCCUAAAGGAUUUAGGCAAUGCCAUUGGCGAUUGUAGCCAUUUCAUUUAUGGCUAUGCCACCUUGGUGCCAUAUUUCUUUCCAAUCUCCUUUGAUGGUACUGUCGGCCAAACUGUCUUAUACUCUGAUAUUAUCCAGUUGAAAAAUCAAUUUCCUCAAGUCAAAUUCCUCUUGAGUGUGGGUGGAGAUCGUGAUCGCACGGAUGGUGAAAAAUAUUUACAUCUUCUUGAGACGACAAUAGAAAAUCAGCAGAAUUUUAUUAAGUCCAUUGUGAAAUUUGUGCAAGGCUAUAAAUUUGAUGGUAUCGAUUUGGCUUAUCAAUUUCCCAAGGAGAGGAGUGAGCAGCAGCAAUAUAAGCAACCCUUUAGCAAGUUGAUACAAAGUUUGGGUACAGAGCUGGCGGCCAAUAACUUAAUGUUAACGCUGAGUGUCUUGCCUAAUGUCAAUGCCAGUUGGUACUUGGAUAUUCCCUCGAUUGAACCACAUUUGGAUUUCAUCAAUUUGUGGGCAUUUGAUUUUGAAAAUCCCAAAAGAAGUCCCCAUAAAGCAGAUUACUCAGCUCCCCUAUGGUCACCACCUCCAGCUGGUAGUCGCCCAGCCUGGAACAAUGCCAAUGCCGUCGUGCAAUAUUGGAAAUCACAAAAUAUUUCAAAUGAGAAAAUUAUUCUAGGCAUUCCGGUACAUGGUGUGGGUUGGAAAAUGUCCUCACAAUCAUGGGAUAAUAAUGGAAAUCCAAUAGUUUACCAUAUGGAAGGUCCAUCUAAGAUGACCGAUAAAUUUGGGCACCUAAAAUGGCCCGAAUUUUGUAAGAUGGUGCAAAAUCAAACGAUACAUGUUCGAGGAUCCUACGAUUAUGGUCGCUAUUUUAUUUAUCCGAAAAUUAAGGAUCAUCAGCAUGACAGUUGGAUUUCGUUUGAUGGGCCAAAUAUUGCCCAGUAUAAAUCGCUAUUUGCCAGGACUGAGAAAAUUGGUGGAGUUGCGGCAAUUGAUAUUAGUUCCGAUGAUUAUCUGGGUAAAUGUACUGGUCUGAAAUUUCCAAUUUUGAAAUAUUUGA
Musca vetustissima is the source of this 1165-nucleotide messenger RNA. Its product is annotated as chitinase-like protein Idgf1. NCBI's taxonomy places the organism in Eukaryota, Metazoa, Arthropoda, Insecta, Diptera, Muscidae. Gene Ontology annotation, biological process: carbohydrate metabolic process; chitin catabolic process. The transcript has 4 exons. Gene Ontology annotation, molecular function: chitin binding. The annotation marks the transcript as partial. The record is from RefSeq and is a predicted model, not a curated record. Gene Ontology annotation, cellular component: extracellular region.